Messenger RNA from Arachis stenosperma, 834 nucleotides. RefSeq lists its product as uncharacterized. The transcript has a single exon. The coding region runs from base 1 to 834 and encodes 277 amino acids. The record is from RefSeq and is a predicted model, not a curated record. Lineage: Eukaryota; Viridiplantae; Streptophyta; Magnoliopsida; Fabales; Fabaceae.
AUGAAAGAUCCUGUGAGCUUCCAAAUCCCCUGCAUCAUAGGGGAUAUCAACAUUGAGAAGGCAUUGCGCGAUCUAGGAGCUAGCAUCAACCUCAUGUCCUUGGCCAGGAUGAAAAGAAUGAGAAUUGAAGAGGCUAAACCAACAAGAAUGGCACUUCAAUUAGCUGAUAGAACAUUCAAAUUUCCUCAUGGGGUGGUGGAAGACUUGUUGGUGAAAGUGAGAGAAUUCAUAUUCCCAGCAGACUUUGUUGUGCUUGAUAUAGAGGAAGAAUCCAAUGCAUCAAUCAUAUUGGGAAGACCAUUCUUAGCUACAACUGGGGCCAUAAUUGAUGUACAAAAGGGAGAGCUAGUCCUGAGAUUACAUGAAGAGAAGAUGGUAUUCAAUGUGUUCAAAGUAAUGAGUUACCCAAAGGAGUCCAUUGGUGAAUGCAUGAUGGUGGACACAAUGGAGAAGCUAGUUCAAGGAGUCCUAGAAGAGGAACAAUGUGAAGAAUCAAUGGAGCAAGAUCAACAAGCAUCAUGUGGUGAACUACCACAAGAAAACAUAGAAAGCCUAACCAUGCUAGACAAGGCAAGCAAGAAGGAAGUAGAAGCACCAAAGUUAAAAUUGAAGACCCUGCCCCCAAGCUUGAAGUAUGCCUACUUGGGUGACGACAACACAUAUCCAGUUAUCAUCAACUCAAGCUUGAGUAAAGUGCAAGAAGAGGAGCUUAUCAAUGUGCUAAAACAACACAAGGAUGCUAUAGGAUGGACACUUUCAAAUCUGAAGGGGAUUAGUCCUUCAAUGUGCAUGCAUAAAAUCCUUCUUGAGGAGGGUGCCAAGCCUUCAAGAUAG